CUCAGCGGGUUCCCUAGCCUGAGCUCCCAGGCCCUGCUCCCUCCCCUGGCUCCUCCCACUUUUCCUUCGGCCUCUCUUUUUCCUCCUGCUGGCCCUUUCCCAGCCUCCCCUGUGCCCACCCUCUCUUCUCCUUCAGCCCCUCCCUCCUCCAGUCUGUCCCUGUCCUCCAGCCCACAACUAUCCUGUUCCCACUCCACCCUUUCUUAAUUUCUUCCCUCCCACCUCCUGGUGCUCCUUUCCCCAGCUCACUUGUCUCACCCCCUCCCCUCAGCAGCUUCUCCCUCCUUCAGCCUAGCCCCUCUUCACGGCUGAUUCCCCCCGCCCCUGGUUCCCUGUCCCCGCCCCUCCGCGGGCCGCCUCCCUCCUCCCAAGCUGUACCCAGCACCUCUCCAGUCUAGCCCCCUCCCCGGGGCUCCUCUCUUCGCUACCCCGCCCCCCGCCCCUAGUUCCUCUGUCCCCGCCCCCUCUGUUGGGCUCCGCCUUCCCCGUCCCUCCCGGGUUCCCCUCCUCGCAUCCCCUCUCCUCCCUCCUCCCUGCUCUCCCUCAGUCCCUGGCUUCUCUCCCUUCCUCUCCCUCUCCUCCUCGGGCGGAGGCGCCCACCACCGCGGGGGCCCAACGGGGACCGGCCGGGCAGCAAGGCAGGACCCCACCACCCCCCAUGGCUCCCUUGGCCUUGGUGGGGGUUGUGCUCCUCCUGGGGACACCCCACUGCUUGGGGGAAGCCACUCCGACCCCUUCCCUGCCGCCUCCCCCAGCUAACGACAGCGAUGCCAGCCCAGGUGGCUGCCAAGGCUCCUACCGCUGCCAACCGGGGGUGCUGCUGCCUGUGUGGGAACCCGAUGACCCGUCACUGGGGGACAAGGCUGCUCGGGCCGUGGUGUACUUUGUGGCCAUGGUCUACAUGUUCCUGGGUGUGUCCAUCAUCGCCGACCGCUUUAUGGCGUCCAUCGAGGUCAUCACGUCCAAGGAGAAGGAGAUAACCAUCACCAAGGCCAACGGGGAGACCAGCGUGGGCACUGUGCGCAUCUGGAAUGAGACAGUGUCCAACCUCACACUCAUGGCGCUGGGCUCCUCCGCGCCCGAGAUUCUGCUGUCUGUCAUUGAGGUCUGUGGCCACAACUUCCAGGCGGGGGAGCUGGGCCCAGGCACCAUCGUGGGCAGCGCCGCCUUCAACAUGUUUGUGGUCAUUGCCGUGUGCGUGUAUGUCAUCCCAGCUGGAGAGAGCCGUAAGAUCAAACACCUGAGGGUCUUCUUCGUCACGGCCUCCUGGAGCAUCUUCGCCUAUGUCUGGCUUUAUCUCAUUCUAGCAGUUUUCUCCCCGGGCGUGGUCCAGGUGUGGGAGGCGCUGCUGACGCUGGUCUUCUUCCCGGUGUGCGUGGUGUUCGCCUGGAUGGCGGACAAGCGGCUGCUCUUCUACAAGUACGUGUACAAGCGCUACCGCACCGACCCUCGCAGCGGGAUCAUCAUCGGGGCGGAGGGAGACCCGCCCAAGAGCAUCGAACUGGACGGCACGUUCGUGGGCACCGAGGUCCCGGGCGAGCUGGGCGCCCUGGGCGCGGGCCCCGCCGAGGCCCGCGAGCUGGACGCCAGCAGGCGGGAGGUCAUCCAGAUCCUGAAGGACUUGAAGCAGAAGCACCCGGACAAGGACCUGGAGCAGCUGGUGGGCAUCGCCAAGUACUACGCGCUGCUGCACCAGCAGAAGAGCCGCGCCUUCUACCGCAUCCAGGCCACGCGCCUCAUGACGGGCGCGGGCAACGUGCUGCGCAGGCACGCGGCCGACGCGGCCCGCAGGCCCGGCGCCGCCGACGGCGCGGACGACGAGGACGACGGCGCUAGCCGCAUCUUCUUCGAGCCCAGCCUCUACCACUGCCUGGAGAACUGCGGCUCGGUGCUGCUGUCCGUGGCCUGCCAGGGCGGCGAGGGCAACAGCACCUUCUACGUGGACUACCGCACGGAGGACGGCUCCGCCAAGGCCGGCUCCGACUACGAGUACAGCGAGGGCACGCUGGUGUUCAAGCCGGGAGAGACGCAGAAGGAGCUGCGCAUCGGCAUCAUCGACGACGACAUCUUCGAGGAGGACGAGCACUUCUUCGUGCGGCUGCUGAACCUGCGCGUGGGCGACGCUCAGGGCAUGUUCGAGCCCGACGGCGGCGGGCGGCCCAAGGGGCGGCUGGUGGCGCCGCUGCUGGCCACCGUCACCAUCCUGGACGACGACCACGCGGGCAUCUUCUCCUUCCAGGACCGCCUGCUGCACGUGAGCGAGUGUAUGGGCACCGUGGACGUGCGCGUGGUGCGCAGCUCGGGCGCGCGGGGCACCGUGCGCCUCCCCUACCGCACGGUAGACGGCACGGCCCGCGGCGGCGGCGUGCACUACGAGGACGCCUGUGGGGAGCUGGAGUUCGGCGACGACGAGACCAUGAAGACCCUUCAGGUCAAGAUAGUGGACGACGAAGAGUAUGAGAAGAAGGACAACUUCUUUAUCGAGCUGGGCCAGCCCCAGUGGCUGAAGCGGGGCAUCUCAGCUCUGCUACUCAACCAAGGGGAAGGGGACAGGAAACUGACGGCGGAGGAGGAGGAAGCCUGGAGAAUAGCAGAGAUGGGCAAGCCAGUUCUUGGGGAGAACUGUCGCCUCGAGGUCAUCAUUGAGGAGUCUUAUGACUUUAAGAACACAGUGGAUAAACUCAUAAAGAAAACGAACCUGGCCUUGGUGAUUGGGACUCAUUCGUGGAGGGAACAGUUUUUAGAGGCAGUUACGGUGAGCGCAGGGGACGAGGAGGAGGAGGAGGACGGGCCUCGGGAGGAGCGGCUGCCGUCCUGCUUUGACUACGUGAUGCACUUCCUCACGGUGUUCUGGAAGGUCCUGUUUGCCUGCGUCCCGCCCACGGAGUACUGCCACGGCUGGGCCUGCUUUGGCGUCUGCAUCCUGGUCAUCGGUCUGCUCACGGCCCUCAUCGGAGACCUGGCCUCCCACUUUGGCUGUACCGUGGGCCUCAAGGACUCAGUCAACGCCGUGGUCUUCGUGGCGCUGGGCACCUCCAUCCCUGACACGUUCGCCAGCAAGGUGGCCGCGCUGCAGGACCAGUGCGCCGACGCGUCCAUCGGCAACGUGACGGGCUCCAACGCCGUGAACGUGUUCCUGGGCCUGGGGGUGGCCUGGUCAGUGGCUGCGGUGUACUGGGCCGUGCAGGGCCGCCCCUUCGAGGUGCGUACGGGCACGCUGGCCUUCUCCGUCACCCUCUUCACCGUCUUCGCCUUCGUGGGCAUCGCAGUGCUGCUCUACCGGCGCCGGCCACACAUCGGCGGCGAGCUGGGCGGCCCGCGGGGACCCAAGCUGGCCACCACCGCGCUCUUCCUGGGCCUCUGGUUCCUCUACAUCCUCUUUGCCAGCCUCGAGGCCUACUGCCACAUCCGGGGCUUCUAAGGCCCUAGCCGCCGCCCAAGGGUGGGAACUGGUGGCGUUUGUUCUUGGGCCCACCCCUGUCCACCAGCCCAGACUCAGCCUGGGCUCCUGGGUCUUCUCUCCUGGGCUCCCUCCUCGCCAGCCCUCUUCCUGGGAUCAGCCUCUCUUUCGGGCUUCUUCUCGGCCCCCUCCAGCCCAUCCGAAACCCCUGGCCAAACACCCACCCACCGGUCACCACCUUCUCUGUCUGCCGGGACAACCAGCCUGAUCGCCCUCUCGUGUCCCCUCCCUUGAGCCACAAACCUCUAUCUGUGCCCCAGAUAGAGGGGGCAUCUCCCCAGGCGCCUCGGAGAGAGGCUGUGCCAUCCCAGGAUGCCACCCUUCCUGCCCCCCUAACCCUCAGGGAGCUCCCAGCAGUGCCCAGAGGAAGGAAAAAGGGGCUGUGGGCAAGAGUGGGGGCGGGGCACGCACUUUCCCAGGAUUUCUUCACUCAGAGGCUUGGGGGGAGGGGCAUUUGGAGUCUCCGUCCCCAGGCUGGAGGAGGUACACCUUGAACCCACCACCUGUGACAUUCCAGCGCCCUGCUCGCCCUCCGCUACCUCUGAGAGCCAAGCCAUGCCUUGGAGGGAGGGGCCUGUGUGUGUAUAUAGUGUGUCUGGGGGAGGGGGGCGCGGGAGGGUGCAUGUCUUGGGGGAAGGGGCCUUGACAGACUUUCCCUUUGGAGAGGGCAGCACUCAGCCUUGAGAACCAGCAGCGGAGGAGAAUCGAAGGGAGUCCAGCUGACCUCCCCUGGGGUAGUCUAGAAGGUUCAUUUUUGCCCUCAGUGCCAGCCAAUCUGGGCAGGACCCUUGAAGAGGAGACCGAGGGUCCCAGAGGACCAAUGCUACAAGCCAGCAAAUGCUGCCACAUUUCUGCCUGUUGGGGGGCGGGGGGGGGAGGGGAGGGGGGGUCUGGGUGGGCAUUUUUAACCUUGUGGGCCACACAUCUGUCGGCAGGCCACCUGCAUUUUCUUACUGUCGAUGUUUCCUGCCCAAGAGGACAUCCUUGGGGAAUGGGGAGUGUUUGCCCACUCCUUCUGACCCCACAUGACCCUGCCACCCUCAGAGCCUCCUGCUCUCCCUAAUUUAUUAUUAUUUUUGCAUUUUCUCCUUCAGUUGUGCACCAGAUCCAUUAUCCACUGCCCUUCUCACCCCUGGCUCAUCAGCGUCACUCGCUGUCCCUUCUCUGUGAUUUCUGUAAAAAUUGCCAUAAAACUUUGAAAUUCUGCCUGAA
Molecule: messenger RNA, 4672 nt
Organism: Meriones unguiculatus (Mongolian gerbil)
Lineage: Eukaryota; Metazoa; Chordata; Mammalia; Rodentia; Muridae
Gene: Slc8a2
Product: solute carrier family 8 member A2
Exons: 10
Coding region: 659-3421 (920 amino acids)
Biological process (GO): cell communication; sodium ion transmembrane transport; calcium ion import across plasma membrane
Cellular component (GO): axon; postsynapse; sarcolemma
Molecular function (GO): calcium:sodium antiporter activity
Source: RefSeq, a predicted model, not a curated record